CCAUGUGGCUCUCCCCACGCUCCAGGCGCGCGCCCGGCGCCCAACGCCAUGUGUGUUUGUCAAACCAUGGAAGUGGGCAAGUACGGCAAGAACGCCACCCACUCGGGAGACCGGGGGGUCCUGCUGGAGCCUUUCAUCCACCAGGUGGGCGGCCACAGCAGCAUGAUGCGCUACGACGACCACACCGUCUGCAAGCCCCUCAUCACCCGGGAGCAGCGCUUCUAUGAGUCCCUGCCCCCAGAAAUGAAGGAGUUCACGCCCGAGUACAAAGGGGUGGUGUCCGUCUGUUUCGAGGGGGACAGCGACGGCUACAUCAACCUGGUGGCUUAUCCCUACGUGGAGAACGAGGCCCUGGAGGCGGACGAGGCGCCCGAGAGGGACCAGCCGCGCCGCAAGCACUCGCGCCGCAGCCUGCACAGAUCCGGCAGCGGCGCCGAGGACAAGCCCGGCCUGGCCAGCGACGCCACCGAAAGCAGCAUCCAGGAAGCGAAGAGUCCCAGGGUGGACUUGCACAUCCAUUCAGAUGUUCCGUUUCAGAUGUUGGAUGGGAACAGCGGGCUGAGCUCGGAAAAGAUCAGCUACAACCCCUGGAGCCUGCGCUGUCACAAGCAGCAGCUGAGCCGCAUGCGAUCGGAGUCCAAGGACCGCAAGCUCUACAAGUUCCUGUUGCUGGAGAACGUGGUGCAUCACUUCAAGUUUCCCUGCGUGCUCGACCUCAAGAUGGGCACCAGGCAGCACGGCGAUGACGCCUCGGAGGAGAAGGCCGCUCGGCAGAUGAAGAAGUGUGAACAGAGCACUUCGGCCACCUUGGGGGUGCGCGUGUGUGGGAUGCAGGUCUAUCAGCUGGACACGGGGCACUACCUCUGCAGGAACAAAUACUACGGCCGCGGCCUUUCCAUCGAGGGCUUCCGCAACGCCCUCUACCAGUAUCUCCACAACGGCCUGGAGCUGCGCAGGGACCUCUUUGAGCCUGUCCUCGCCAAACUGCGCAGCCUGAAGGCGGUCCUGGAGCGGCAGGCCUCCUACCGCUUCUACUCCAGCUCCCUGCUCAUCAUCUACGACGGGAAGGAGAGCCGGGCGGCGCCGUUCGCCGAGCGGCGGCCGGAGCCGCGCGCCAAGCGGGGGGACAGCGCCCUCGGCGAGGGCCUCCCGGCCGGCGGCGCCCCCGAGGCCGGCCCCUCGGGCCCGCCCAAGGUGGACGUGCGAAUGAUUGACUUUGCCCACAGCACCUUCAAGGGCUUCCGCGACGACCCCACCGUGCACGACGGACCCGACGUGGGCUACGUGUUCGGGCUGGAGAGCCUCAUCAACAUCAUGGAGCAGAUGCGCGAGGAGAACCAGUAGCCUUGGGCUGCGGCCUCCCCUUGGCGUGCUGGCGGCGGGAGCAGCUAAGGCCACCUCCUCCCCCGGGGAAAAAGCGGACAACUUUGGGUUUUAAACACUUGGCAUUGCUCCCUUGUUUUUUACAUGCCCUUGAAUAGAAGAGCUAAGGGGAGGCAGGAUGGAGGAGCUCCUGGCGCCUGCCCCGGGGCUUUGACCGCACUGGCUCUGCCGCCCGGAGGAGACUCCCCGCUGGGCACGGCGCUUCGCCCGUGCAUCCCGCAGGGAGCACCUGGACGU
Messenger RNA from Nothoprocta perdicaria, 1620 nucleotides. RefSeq names its product inositol hexakisphosphate kinase 1 (gene IP6K1). Gene Ontology annotation, molecular function: inositol hexakisphosphate kinase activity. Gene Ontology annotation, biological process: phosphatidylinositol phosphate biosynthetic process; inositol phosphate biosynthetic process. The coding region runs from base 49 to 1344 and encodes 431 amino acids. The record is from RefSeq and is a predicted model, not a curated record. The transcript is spliced from 5 exons. Lineage: Eukaryota; Metazoa; Chordata; Aves; Tinamiformes; Tinamidae. Gene Ontology annotation, cellular component: nucleus; cytoplasm.